This is a messenger RNA of Cokeromyces recurvatus, 1269 nucleotides long. Its product is annotated as CWC16 protein. The coding region runs from base 147 to 1214 and encodes 355 amino acids. Gene Ontology annotation, cellular component: U2-type spliceosomal complex; post-mRNA release spliceosomal complex. The transcript is spliced from 8 exons. Gene Ontology annotation, biological process: mRNA splicing, via spliceosome. The record is from RefSeq and is a predicted model, not a curated record. Lineage: Eukaryota; Fungi; Mucoromycota; Mucoromycetes; Mucorales; Mucoraceae.
UUGAUACUAUUGAAGGCACCAUUUUUAACUUGGGUAACAAUAUCUACUACUGUAAGCGAGAUUAAAAUGAAUGUACAAAACUGCUGUUGUCAAAGAAAGAGUCAUUUUGAUGCAUUCAUUCAAGCCUUUCUUUAUAUUUUUAAUCAAUGCAACCAUUCAACAAAUACUAUCCACCUGAUUGGACACCUGAAAAGGGAUCUAUUAAUAAAUUCUAUGGUAAACAUGCUUUAGGUGAUCGAGCAAGAAAGCUUGAUGAAGGUAUUCUCAUCGUAAGAUUUGAAUUACCAUUUAAUAUUUGGUGUAGUGGUUGUGAAAACCACAUUGGAAAAGGUGUAAGGUAUAAUGCACAAAAGAAGCAAAUUGGCAAGUAUUAUAGUACACCAAUUCUUCAAUUUCGAAUGAAAUGUCACUUAUGCGACAAUUGGAUUGAGAUUCACACUGAUCCAAAGAAUCAUGAAUAUGUUAUUGUAAGCGGCGCUCGCAAAAAAGUAGAAGAAUGGGCACCAGAAGAUACAGAAGUAAUACAAUUACAAGAUGAAGAUGUGAAAGAAAGAUUAGAAACAGAUCCAAUGUAUCGUCUUGAGCAUGGUGUGAAAGACAAAAGUAAAAUAGAAGAAACAAAACCUCGACUGACACAACUACAGAGUUUAAAUGAUGCCCAGUGGGCAGAUCCAUAUACCCGGUCACAACAAUUAAGAAGACAAUUUAGAGAAGAGAAAAAAAAGGAAAAGCAAAAGGCAGAAGAGGCAGAAAGAAUUCGAGACAAGCAUUCACUACAGAUAGAAUUAUUACCUGAACAAAUAAGUGAUGUUAUUGAAGCAAAAUCGAUUGAUUAUCACCGACAAAAUGAGUUAAUAUCGAGUAGUAAUCCAUUAGAUACAAAGAGAUUGGGUAUAGCAGUGUCACCUAUGUUCACUAAGAAAAAGAUAGGGGAUAAUACAAAUAGUAAAAAUAGCUUAGGCAAAAUAGUGAAGAUACAUACAAGAUUAAAAACAGAUCCAUUUUACAACUCAAAACCUUUUUCUAACAAACUAUCAAAAGAAGAGCUUGGAAACAACAAAACGAAUAGUAAUAAUGAUGAUAAUAGUAACAUUGCAGUUAUUAAAAAGAAAGCAAGAGUUAUAUUAGAGAACAAAGAUGAGGAUAAUGAUAAAAAAGAUACUAUUGCAACAUUAGUAGCUGCUUAUCACAGUAGUGAUUCUGAAUCUGAUUAAUAAAUGUAUAACUUUGUAUGUACAAAAUAGUAUUGGUAAUAACAUUGCGCCUAUU